AUGGAGCUGCAGCAGCUGCCCGGCACAGCCAUCCCGCCCCUGGGCUGGCUGACCCUGCUGCUCUGGUUCUCAGCCCGGAGCUGUGCUGUCUCCUCGCCGGCUUCUCUAGCUCCUUCUCUGGUGUCCCAAGUCAGAACCAGCUACAAUUUCGGAAGGACUUUCCUCGGUCUUGAUAAAUGCAAUGCCUGCAUCGGGACAUCUAUUUGCAAGAAGUUCUUUAAAGAAGAAAUAAGGUUUGACAACGGGCUCAUCUCCCACCUCGGACUGCCUCCUGACUACUUGCCUUCUUACCCUGCAAACUACUCAGAUGAUUCCAAAACCUGGCGCCCUGUGGAGAUCUCUCGGCUAGUCAGCAAACGUCAAAACGAGAUCUCAGACAGGCAAAUCUGUGCCUCUGCAGCUGCCCCCAAGACCUGCAGCAUUGAACGCGUCCUGCGGAAAACAGAAAGGUUCCAGAAAUGGCUACAAGCCAAACGCCUCACCCCAGACCUGGUGCAGGGCCUGCCCAGCCCCUUCCUGCGCUGCCCAUCACAGAGACUUCUGGAUCGUGUGGUCCGGCGCUAUGCUGAGGUGGCUGAUGCUGGCAGCAUCUUCAUGGACCACUUCACAGAUCGUGACAAGCUCCGUCUGCUCUACACUCUGGCUGUCAACGCACAUCCCAUCCUCCUGCAGAUCUUCCCUGGUGCUGAGGGAUGGCCACUGCCCAAGUACCUGGGUGCCUGCGGCCGAUUCCUUAUCAGCACCAGCACCAGCCCACUGCAGGAAUUCUACAGUGCACCCCCCGACCAGGCAGCCGACCUGGCUUACCAGCUCCUCGGUAUCCUGGAGUCUCUGAGGAGCAACGAUUUAAAUUAUUUCUUCUACUUCACCCACGUUGAUGCAGGCAUGUUUGGCAUCUUUAACAAUGGGCAUCUGUUCAUCCGGGAUGCCAGCGCACUGGGCGUCAUCGACAAGCAGGAAGGUAGCCAAGCAGCAAGUGGGUCCAGGACAAAUAAAGACAUCUUUAGCUGCCUGGCUGGCGGCUGCCAGGCUGAGCUGCCCACUUGUGAUACUAUUCCUGAGACGCAGAGCCUGAGGCUGGUGUGUCGGCAGCUGCUGCCUCAGCUUCUCCAAGGGAAGUUCCCCGGGCCAGUGCAGCAGGAGAUUGACAGGGCGCUGGCCGAGUGUGGAGAGAGCGCCCUCCCUGAGCCUCCAGUCCUCCGGGCCGCCAGUGGGCUGAGAGAUCUCCUGAGGCCCCUGAGAACCUGUGACCCCAGAUUUGCCUACCGCUACCCGGACUGCAAGUAUGAUGAUAAAUUCUGA
Molecule: messenger RNA, 1302 nt
Organism: Sorex araneus (European shrew)
Lineage: Eukaryota; Metazoa; Chordata; Mammalia; Eulipotyphla; Soricidae
Gene: DIPK2B
Product: divergent protein kinase domain 2B
Exons: 5
Coding region: 1-1302 (433 amino acids)
Source: RefSeq, a predicted model, not a curated record